Messenger RNA from Neolamprologus brichardi, 2302 nucleotides. NCBI's taxonomy places the organism in Eukaryota, Metazoa, Chordata, Actinopteri, Cichliformes, Cichlidae. The record is from RefSeq and is a predicted model, not a curated record.
UGCCACGUGACGUGCAUAACGGGUCAUAUGACUGACACUCUUAGGUAUUCCUCUCUGCUGUGAAGCUCACAAAUAAUCGAACAUGGCGGAUUUGGAGGAGCGGCAGAGAUUGUUGGGAGACGAGGACAGGGGCAGUGGACCCGGCAGGCCCAUGCUCGCCAUCUGCGACCCCAGCCGCUUACUGCACCGACUGGUUGUCCUUUUUUUUAUGUGCUUCCUGGGAUUUGGAAGCUACUUCUGUUACGAUAAUCCCGCUGCACUCCAAAGUCAAGUCAUCCAGGAUUUGCAUCUGACGACUGCAGACUUCAUGCAGUUGUACGCCUGGUACUCCUGGCCUAAUGUAGUCCUCUGCUUCUUUGGGGGAUUUCUGCUUGAUCGGGUCUUUGGUGUCAGGCUGGGAACAAUCAUCUUUUCCCUUUUUGUCUGUGCGGGACAGGUGGUCUUUGCUGCUGGAGCAUGGACAAAUCAAUUUUGGCUAAUGGAAGCUGGACGAUUUAUAUUUGGUAUUGGAGGAGAGUCUUUGGCAGUAGCCCAAAACACAUAUGCAGUGAACUGGUUCAAAGGCAAGGAGCUCAAUCUAGUAUUUGGCCUUCAGCUGAGCAUGGCUCGCGUGGGCAGCACGGUGAACAUGAACAUAAUGGGCUGGAUUUAUAACAGAGUUACAGAUGCUGUUGGCUCGCCUGGACACACCGUGCUGGGUGCAUCACUCUUGAUAGCUGCCAUAACGUGCGUGUUUUCCCUAGUCUGUGCCUUGGUUUUGGGAUUCCUUGACAAAAGAGCCGAGAGGAUCCUCAACAAGGAACAAGAAGGAACAGGCGAAGUGAUCAAGAUCACGGAUGUGAAGCAUUUCCCUGCAGCCCUGUGGCUUAUCUUCAUCGUUUGUGUAGGCUACUACGUGGCAGUUUUCCCCUUUAUUGGACUGGGACAGGUGUUCUUCAUUGAAAAAUUCAGCUUCUCCCCAGCUGAAGCCAGAGCUGUCAACAGUAUUGUGUACAUCAUAUCAGCCCCUGCAUCUCCAGUUUUGGGCUUCAUGGUUGAUAAGACGGGGAGGAACGUGUAUUGGGUAUUGCUUGCAGUGGCAGCAACACUUGCCGCUCACAUGAUGCUGGCCUUCACUUUCUGGAACCCAUGGAUCGCAAUGUCCCUGCUUGGCGUGUCAUACUCCUUAUUGGCCUGUGCACUUUGGCCCAUGGUGGCUUUUGUCGUGCCUGAACAUCAACUCGGGACAGCCUAUGGCUUUAUGCAGUCCAUUCAGAACCUGGGACUCGCUAUCAUUUCCAUAGCGGCAGGGGCGAUCCUCGACAGCAAAGGGUACCUGGUUCUGGAAGUGUUUUUUUGCGCUUGCAUUUGCGUUGGACUGAUAGCCGCAGUGUUGCUGUACUUCGUGGAUUACAUUAAAGGAGGAGAUUUGAACCUGUCAGCUGCAGCCAGAGCCAAACUCAGUAAAGAAGCCAGUUCAGAUGCAGAGUGAGUAGCUUUGACCUUCCACACACCGUCAGUGCUUUUCCACCCACUUGCGCAUCAAUUAGACAAGCAUCUCAGAAACAUAUUGAACACUUCUCUCAUGCAGUCAAGUGACAUAAACACAUUGUAGGUAGACUUCCAAUAUAGACACAACUAAUAGGUUUAACUACAAAUAAUAGUUAAUAAUGUAUAGAGGUUAUAAAACAUACCAAAAGUUUUGGUCGAUUAAACUUUAAUUUGUUCAGAGUGGUUGUUACAGAAAACAGGGUUAUGGACUUGCUAGGGGUAUAAUACAGUGUAUCAAUAAUGUUAUGUCUUCUUAUUAUCCACACUUAAAAUGCAAGAAACCUGUACAUAAUGUAUUUUGUAUGUAUUAUAUAUUAUACAUGUAUUACACAUAUAAUAAUUAUGCGGACAGACAGAGACUUCGUUGUUGGUUCUGCAACAAAGAGAAAUUUUAAAGGUAAAAAUUGUUUAUUAGGUUUUAGUUUAAAAGUUUCCAAUUCUGGAAUAUAGGAUAAAAUAUAGGAUUUUAUCUCAUCAGUUGAUAGGUGUUCCUUUUUUUUUCUUUACACACACACACACACACACAGGCAAACAUGUUUUGAAGCGAGUCUUUAACUUCAGGAAGUCAUUUUCUAUAUUAGCUGGCUGGGUUAUGUGCUUCGGCUUUCAUAUUUAUUUGUACUGACACGUGCAUGUUAGCUGUGGUUGGUUUAUUUUCCACUCGCAGCACUGAAUGAAACCAAUACUUCUACUUUCAGUUCACAGUUAGAAUUAGAAAGAACGAUGAAAGUCACACAUGUUUUCUGUACUCAUGUAUAACCUGACUAAUCUC